Messenger RNA from Coniosporium apollinis CBS 100218, 3456 nucleotides. RefSeq lists its product as uncharacterized. Bases 1 to 3456 code for a protein of 1151 amino acids. Gene Ontology annotation, molecular function: mismatched DNA binding; ATP binding; ATP-dependent DNA damage sensor activity. The record is from RefSeq and is a predicted model, not a curated record. Gene Ontology annotation, biological process: mismatch repair; mitotic recombination. The transcript is spliced from 2 exons. Gene Ontology annotation, cellular component: nucleus. Lineage: Eukaryota; Fungi; Ascomycota; Dothideomycetes.
AUGAACAUUGUGAACAUUGUGAACAUUGUGGUUGGUCCCGUAAAUUGGUACAGCAACAGCCACGAGACCAUGGCACCAUCGCGAUCGCAGCCUCCAUCGUCGCAAAAAAAGCAACAGUCAAUCUCAAGCUUCUUCACCUCAAAACCGUCACAAACCCCUAAGCCAUCCGCCGCAAAGCCACCAGUACCUAGCUCCCCGACGGCGAAUGAUAGAGCUGCAAGCGGUGACGCGUUGUUCGUAGGCUCAGACGAGGAAGAUGAAGUGCCACAACGAUGGACCUCGCAUCAGUCGAAGCGCACAUUGGACGAAGGUGAUGGCUGCGACAUCGAGAACGGUGCUCCCGGCCGCAAGAAGCUUAAGGCGCUCGAUGAGGGCGCAGACGAAGGGACAUUAGAGGCCAGCCCCUCUGAAGAAACCUCAGGAAUAGAAGAACACGCUCUUCCACGCGGGCAUCGUCAGUCUCUCGGCCAAGCCAGCUCCGCCGGACUCAACAGCGCCCAAGGGCCUAAAGUAUCUGCGAGGACGUCGAAAUACAUAUUCUCGAGCUCGCCUCCCCAAGAUGAGAACCAUGAGGAACCGGACACAGACGAGGUUCGCAGACACAAGGAGCGACUACACCAGCGCUUUGUAAAGAAGCUGGGGAGGCCCGACAGCAUCGCGGAGAUCAAGCGGCGCAAUCAUCUCAUCACAGAAGAGACAGCGGAUGGCGAGCCUGAUGCUGAGGAUGAGGAGGCAGAAGAGGAAGAGCCACCGCCAAAGGCAGCGAAAAGCAGGAAGGGCGCAGCUGCCAAGACGAGCAAAAGCAAGCUCACGCCUAUGGAGAAGCAGGUGCUGGACCUCAAGAGGAAGCACAUGGAUGCCCUGCUUGUUAUUGAAGUCGGGUAUAAGUUCAAGUUUUUCGGUGAAGACGCGAGGAUUGCGGCUAAGCAGCUGGGCAUCGUGUGCAUACCUGGAAAGUUCAGAUACGACGAACAUCCAUCGGAAGCGCAUAUCGACCGGUUCGCAUCCGCGAGCUUUCCCACCCACCGAUUGCAUGUUCACGUCAAGCGCCUAGUCCAAGCAGGCCAUAAGGUCGGCGUCGUCCGACAGCUCGAGACCGCAGCGCUCAAAGCUGUGGGAGACAAUCGCAAUGCGCCCUUCGUCCGGAAGCUUACGAACCUCUAUACCAAGGGCACGUACAUCGAUGAUGUUGAGGGCCUCGAAGGGCCUGUUGCAGGCCCAGCUGGUGGAGCACCUUCAACGGGAUAUCUUCUGUGCCUCACAGAAACCAACGCCAAAGGGUGGGGCACCGAUGAGAAGGUGCAUGUCGGGAUCGUCGCUGUGCAACCAGCAACUGGCGACAUCAUAUACGACGACUUUGAGGAUGGCUUCAUGAGGAGCGAGAUCGAAACAAGGCUACUUCACAUCGCGCCCUGCGAAUUUCUCGUGGUAGGGGAUCUCUCCAAAGCCACAGAGAAGCUCGUGCAGCAUUUGUCUGCCAGCAAAACCAACGUCUUCGGUGACGCAGCUCGCGUGGAACGCGUUGAGAAGCCGAAGACGAUGGCUGCACAAGCUUACAGCCACAUCUCGAACUUUUACGCGGAGAAGAUGAAGGCUGGAAGUAGCGAAUUGGACCAACAAGGCGCAAGCAAUGUACUGGAUCGAGUGCAUCAACUCUCAGAGCAUGUCACUGUCUGCUUGUCUGCGAUGAUAACUCACCUGAGUGAGUACGGACUGGAGCAUGUGUUCGACCUCACGAAGAACUUCCAGCCGUUCAGUGCCAGAAGUCACAUGCUGCUGAACGGUAACACACUUACAAGCUUGGAGAUCUACCGCAAUCAGACAGACUACACUGAAAAAGGCAGCCUGUUCUGGACGAUGGACCGGACGAGGACGCGCUUCGGGCAGCGGCUGCUCCGGAAAUGGGUCGGCAGGCCUCUGCUAGACAAGACCAAGCUGGAGGCGCGAAUCGCGGCAGUCGAAGAGUUGAACGAAGGCGAGCGGACCAUGCCAGUAGACAAGCUCAAACACAUACUGUCACUCGCAAAAGGUGACUUCGAAAAAUCCCUGAUUCGGAUUUACUAUAGAAAGUGCGCGCGGCCAGAACUGCUCGGCUUCCUCCAGAGUCUCCAGCGCAUCUCGAGCGAAUACGCCCACGUCAAGACCCCGUCCGAAGCAGGCUUCAAGUCCUCCCUCCUUCAAGAAGCUAUCGCCUCCCUCCCCGAGAUCUCCACCUCCGUGCUCGACUACCUGGAGCGCAUCAAUCCCCAAGCAGCAAAAGACGACGACAAAUACGCCUUCUUCCGCGACGAAUACGAAACCGAGCCUAUCACCGAGCAUAAGCUCGCCAUCGCCAGCAUCGAAGACUCGCUUAACGAACACCGCGCCGCAGCCGCCGCGAAGCUGCGUAAGAAGAAAGUCGACUACGUCACUGUGAGCGCCGUCGAAUAUCUAAUUGAGGUCGAGAACGCGCAGUUAAAGAACGUUCCUGCCUCGUGGCAGAAGAUUAGCGGCACUAAGAAGCUCUCCCGCUUCCACACACCCGAAGUCGUCAAACUGCUGCGUGAGCGCGACCAGCAUAAGGAGGCGCUGGCCGCGGCGUGCGAUGCUGCAUUCGCCGCCCUGCUCGCGGAAAUAGGCACGAAAUACCAGGCCCUUCGCGACUGUAUUCAGAGCCUCGCGACGCUGGACGCGCUGCUCUCCCUCGCGGAUGUCAGCGCCCAGCCGGGCUACACCAAGCCAGUCUUCGCCGACGAGCCCGUCAUCGAUGUCAAAGCGGGCAGACAUCCAAUGGUCGAGCGCCUACUACUAGACGCGUACGUCCCGAACGACGUCGACCUCUCGCCCGCGCAACCGGCGCUGUUAAUCACGGGGCCGAACAUGGGCGGCAAGAGCAGCUAUGUAAGGCAGGUGGCGCUUAUAGCCAUCAUGGCGCAGAUAGGCUGCUACGUCCCCGCGGAGUCGGCGCGGCUGGGGCUCCUAGACGCGGUAUUUACGCGCAUGGGCGCGUUCGAUAACAUGAUGAAGGGCGAGAGCACGUUUAUGGUUGAGUUGAGCGAGACGGCGGAUCUGCUCAAGCAGGCGACGCCCAGAAGCCUCGUCAUCUUGGACGAGCUGGGCAGGGGGACCAGCACGCAUGACGGCGUGGCGAUUGCGGAGGCGGUGCUGGAGCAUCUCGUCAGCGAGGUCAAGUGUCUGACGCUCUUCAUCACGCACUACCAGAGCCUGGCGAGGUUGAGCAACGCGUUCGAGGAUGGCAGGCUCAGGAACGUGCACAUGCGGUUCGAGGAGAGCGGGACUGCGGGGGAAGAGGUUGUCACGUUCUUGUACGAGGUCGCCGAGGGCGUGGCGCAUAGGAGCUAUGGGCUCAAUGUCGCGAGGCUGGCGAACGUGCCGAGGAGCGUGGUCGAGGUCGCGAGGGAGAAGAGCGGGGAGAUGGAGCAAGCGAUGAGGGGGCGCAGGCUGGCGAAUCUGUGA